This is a messenger RNA of Saccostrea cuccullata (small rock oyster), 536 nucleotides long. RefSeq lists its product as uncharacterized. Lineage: Eukaryota; Metazoa; Mollusca; Bivalvia; Ostreida; Ostreidae. The transcript has 2 exons. Bases 1 to 522 code for a protein of 173 amino acids. The record is from RefSeq and is a predicted model, not a curated record.
AUGGCGUCCGACCUCGAUGAAAAAAAAAUCAACGUGUUGCAUCAUGUAGAGGUAAACCCUGAUGGAAAAUCAUUCCCGGGCUUUGUUCAAACACUGAAGGAGGUCCAUCGCAUUCUGAAACCAGGCGGGAUUUUAACCAUCAUUGCUGAAACACCAGAAAAUUGUGAUGGCUUUUGGUUCACAAAUCUAGUACCAGAAACUACAAAAAGAUUGCAAAAGAGGCUACCUAAUCAUAAACAAAUAAAGCGUAUGCUUGAAGAGUCUGGCUUCUCACUGAAGUCGACUUAUAAACAAUUAAUGGCAUCGUUUCUUCCAAAUUAUGACAACAUAGAGGGCCCUCUGCAUGAAUCCUGGAGAGGCGUAAACUCUUUUUGGUCCGUUUGCACGGAGUCGGAAAUUCAAAAUAUGAUCCGGAAUGUGACGCAGAUGAAGAAUGAGGGGACUCUCCAAGCAUACUACGAGAAACAUGAUAGAAUUUAUUCUGUCGGAGCCUAUGAAAUAUUUGCAGCAAAGAAAAUUUAAAUAUGUAUUAUGCA